Messenger RNA from Phytophthora sojae, 165 nucleotides. RefSeq lists its product as hypothetical. The record is from RefSeq and is a predicted model, not a curated record. The annotation marks the transcript as partial. The transcript has a single exon. NCBI's taxonomy places the organism in Eukaryota, Oomycota, Peronosporomycetes, Peronosporales, Peronosporaceae.
UUGCUGCAAUUUGCGGUGGCUGCAAUGGCGCUCAUCUGCAUGGCAUGGACGCUUUCACUUCUAGUACUAGCGCUCAAACCCAAUGAGACCGUGAACUGGGUCAUGAAGACGGAAAACUUCGACAAUGGCUCGUUUUGGUUAAUGGUGGACCCUUCAACCGUGAUG